Molecule: messenger RNA, 4435 nt
Organism: Taeniopygia guttata (zebra finch)
Lineage: Eukaryota; Metazoa; Chordata; Aves; Passeriformes; Estrildidae
Gene: SNAP29
Product: synaptosome associated protein 29
Biological process (GO): synaptic vesicle fusion to presynaptic active zone membrane; exocytosis; synaptic vesicle priming
Cellular component (GO): SNARE complex; plasma membrane
Molecular function (GO): syntaxin binding; SNAP receptor activity
Source: RefSeq, a predicted model, not a curated record
CCCAGCAGCCGCCUGUCUGCCAGCGGCGCUGCGGCGCGCUCACCCCGCCCCGCAGGGGGGAAGGCGGUCGGUGGCUGCGCCCAGCGCUUCCGCCCGGCGCUCGGUGCCGUGGGCAGAAGCGGAGCGGCCGCGGCCCGAGGCGGGGGCUCGGGGGCUCCGUGAGGGGCUCGGACUCCUCGCGGACGCUCCCGCGGUCGGCGGUGCCAUGUCGGCGCUCCCGAGGAGCUACAACCCGUUCGCGGAGGACGAGGAGGAGGAUGCGGCGGGUGCCGGCGGGGCGGGCGGCGCGGAGCGGCAGCGGUACCUGCAGCAGGAGGUGCUGCGCCGCUCCGCCGCCACCGCCGACAGCACCACCCGCUCCCUGUCGCUGCUCUACGAGUCCGAGCGCAUCGGCGUGGCCGCCUCCGAGGAGCUCGUCCGUCAGGGAGAGGCGCUGAAGCGCACGGAGCAGAUGGUGGAUAAAAUGGACCAGGACUUGAAAACGAGUCAAAAGCACAUAAACAGCAUCAAGAGUGUUUGGGGGGGCUUGGUAAACUACUUCAAAGCCAAACCACCAGAGAGCAAACCAGAGCAGAAUGGAGCCCCUGAAUAUUAUGGUAACAGCAGGUUAAAAGAAGCAAUGAUGUCUAGUAAAGAACAAGAGUCAAAAUACCAGGAAAGCCAUCCAAAUUUAAGGAAGCUAGAUGAUUCAGACAAUGACUUCAACAAAGCAGAUUUCGUUUCUUCAGUACAAAGGGAUGCCUACCCAAAGAACCAACAACUGCGAGCUUACCACCAGAAAAUUGAUACCAACUUAGAUGAGAUGUCUUCUGGGCUGAGUCGCCUGAAAAGCCUUGCUCUUGGCCUGCAGACUGAGAUAGAAGAGCAGGAUGAUAUGUUGGAUCGGCUCACAAAGAAAGUAGAAACACUGGAUGUCAACAUUAAAAACACUGAUAGGAAAGUCCGACAGCUUUAAAGGAUUUUUAGAAUUUCUUUUGUUCAGUGUUGGUUCAUCCUGAAUGCCUCAUCUCAACUGAUCUCUUACAAAAAAUCUUGGGCAAUAUCUGUUUCCCUUUUUUUCUGCUAUGUUACUGGUUUUGUUGUCAUUAAAAUUACGUAGCCUUAAGUCAGCACAAUACUUUACAUUUCCUCUUAGUCUACAUGGGAAAAGUGCAUGUGCAGUAAAAUCUCUCAGUGUUGGGUCAGGAUGCCCCACUCAGUUGUGUAAGCAUGUCAUGUGCGUGGAGGAGUUGGCACUCCACAGAGCAGCACUGUCCUUGGCCUGGGAGCUGUGAUGAGAAAAGGAACUGCGUUUUUGCCUCUGUUUUGGGGAGGGGGCAGGGAGAACAGAAUGUGCUGCUUUGUUCAGAAGAAAUGUUGCUAAUUCUGUUUACCUACAGAUAUGUUAAAUUCAGAAAAAAUGCUGAUUUCCAGCUGUAAAAAUAUUUUUAAGUGACUGUUCUGUGGCAUUUCUGGGGCUUAAGGAAUGAACUGUUCUGUGGAAGUUGUAAAAUAUCAAGGGUGUCAUGCAGUAAUGGUAAUAUCCUGUGUGUGUUCCCUUUCCUAAGAUGACUUUGCCCAAAUGGUGCAUCCACAAAUUGUGGUUUUUAUGUUUAGGUAACUAAAUAGUUUUGCCUUUACAGUCUUGUCAGUAAAGAUCUCUAAGGAUAUUUUAUGGUCUGCAAGAAAUGUUCAUUGACAGUGACCCAAAAUGUUUGGGUAACAAAAUCAGGACUUAAAUGUAUGUGCUCUUAAAGAGUCUUUUGCAGAAAUGGUCACCAUCUGUUUUUAAUUUUCUGCUCUUUCUCAGCUUAUUCAUUUAGGUGGUUAUUUGAAAAAACAGCUUCCAGUUUAGAAAUGGCAAGUUGUUCUGAUAGUGCCCAAACAGAUUGUAGAAGAUUUUUCUUUAGUGUUUAUUUCAAAUGUGAUUACUGAUGGAGCAUGGGCUUUACUAAGUAAUGUGACUGUUAAGGAACUCCACUAUUGGCUUAGUAGGUAUUAAUAAUUCCUGCAAAUGAAGAAAAGCCCCAAACCAUUUUCGAGUCUUCCAGACAGAAGAACAUUUUGCUUUGUUCUUUUGUAGGGGUCACUGUAGAACAAAAGCACAAUUCUGCUCCAGCCUGAAGACAUGACAGCAAGAACUUGCUGUCUGUCUUGACAGACAGGGUUGAGUUGUGAAUUAGAUUUAAGGUGAGACUCUGUUCCCGUUGUCACUGAUGGCAUUGAUUUCAGUCCCCCCCCCCCAAAACAAUUAUUUUGGAGGGACAUAAAACUUCAAGAGUAGUUGAAUACCUUUAAUUGCUUUUUAAUUUUUCAGUUUGUAUAAUUUACACACAUCAAAAAUUAUAAAUAGCCUAUUAAUAUUAAUACAUCAUUUUACUGUUUGGGUUUAUACCAUGAUUAAUUAUCUUACUCUGUUAGAAUAUUUAUUAAUGAUAUAAUUUGAUGUCUCAAGACACUUGAUAAAUUUAUUUUGUAAAUUAUAUAGUUAGUGUUCAUAUGUUAAGUACCUCAGUGAAGGAAGAUCAACAUUUUGAUUAUAGCUGGUUUCGUUUCUCAUUUGUUUAAAUAACACUUCUUUUAGUGUGAAAUCUGCCUUCACCUGUAAGCAGCUGUGUCACAACUCAGUGUUUGAUAACAAGGAUGGACACUGAGACUUUCUUGACUAAGUUAUGGCAAAUGGAGGAAAAAUGUCACUGCAGGAUCUGGUUGUGUUAUAUGUAGUAAGAAAUCUGGAGCUUGAAUCCAAGUAAAAAUAUUUAAGGGUGAACUGUGGUGCCUUUCUGAUGUAAGCUAUUCCAUUUUUAGUCUAAAUUACUUCACAGAAUUAACUCAAGUUUUUGAGCAAAUGUUUAGUUGUAUUGGCCUUAUGAAAUAUUCAAUGCAUCCUGGAUAUCUUGGAUGCCUUUAAAAACACAGGCAGGGAAGGGAAAUAAAAAAGAAUCCCUAUUUCUGCUUUGGGAAUAAAAAAUAAAUCCCUAUUUGUACUUUGAGAACAAGCAGAGUAGAAACCCAGGAUCUCAGCCAUGUGGAAUCUACACAGAGGUCUAACUCCUCAUGGUGUCUAACAAUCCCAUUCACUGCCUCAGUAAUGUAUGCCUGCCUUUGUUUAGGUUUUCUUUUUUUCUAUUAUUUUUGUUUAGUUUUAAUGACCUUGUUUUAAAGGAUCAUUUCCCACACUGGGUUUCCUUUGGGGGCGGGGGGAAAAUGGUGUAUGGAUAUAAAACAAUUUCUGCUACAAACUGAAUUGCUUGUCUCUGCUUUCAUAUUGAUUUUUGCUGAUAACAAACUUAAAUCUAACUGACAUGAGGAGACACCACUAUUUUAUAAUAGUGAUGAUGUUUUUUAUCUCUUGGAAUAAUUUUCCAUCCUACAGGAAAAGGAAAUUUAAAGGAAAAUAACAACAUGAUUUUUGCUUUUCCAAGAAAUGCUAUUUUGCAUGUAUAGUGAAGGAUCUACUUCAGUAGCUUUUCUUACUGUUUCCUCAGAUGGACUUUUAUUUCUUCUUGGAUACUGUUGAAAAACUUAAACUCUGUAGAGUCCAGGACUUUCAGAAGAAGUUUUAUUUGCACUCGUGUGCUAAUUUUUGAUAAAAUAAAUUAUUUUGCCUGCAUAUUCAUGUUGGCAUAUAAGCUGGUGUUCUUGCAGCAAAAUAGCUCUGGUUAAUUUUAUUGGCUUGGAUAGGAAUUUAAUAAGGUCAGAAGAAGAUGGCAAAAAAUAUUUAAGUAUUCUUUAUAAAUGGCAAUUUGCCAGUUUCUCAAAAAGUUUGCUAAUCAAUUUUGAAGAGAUCUUAAACACUGGGAAGCAGCAUAUGCCCUUCAUAACACAGGCAUAAAAUUCUAAAAGCAGCAAGGAGAAAGAAUGGGAAUAACCAGUAUCUGAUGACUAGACUCCUAGGUGUAUUUGAUUUUUAAGUUUCCUGACCACUGAAUUAAAUCUUGUAACAAAUGAUAGGUAGCUAAAUUUUAGACUGUACUACACAGAUUUUUUUUCUGUGCUGAGCUGUAUGGACCCUACUGAAAUCAUUGGGACAUUAUGAUGUCAGGAGCUCUUCUAAUGUGUGAAAUUUACCUGAAAUAUUUUGCUGCCUAGUAGUUUUUGUGAUGUCAUUUGUUAAAUGGUAAAAUAGAAAAUACUUUCCAACCAGUCUGCCUUCUGAACAAACAUUUUUGUAGGCAUUUUUACAAGCAUAGCAUCAGAUGGAAGAUAUGUGUUAAUUUUUACUUUGAAAUACAUAGGACUUAAUUUUCAAAUCACAAGUAGUGAUUAUUUGUGUCUAUGGCUUUUCAAAAUAGAACUUUAAUUCUGUGCCACCCAGAUAUAACACUUUUUGUACAAGUCAAAUUGCAUUAUCAUUUAUUUAAAUGCUAAACUGGACUGUAGUUCAGCAGUUGAAGAGCUUGAACGGACUGAGUGUUGAAUGGUAAGACAGUCAAUAAAAGGUGCUUAUUGUUAA